CUGCUCAAACUGCAGCCACCAGCCAAAGACAGAGUCUAAAGACAGAAGUGAGGGUUGUGCUUUUGCAGCAGGAUGGGCUCCAACAGCUCCAGCGUGAACAACAUCCCAAACGCCCAGGAGCUCAUGCAGGAGACUGGCUUCUCUGCUGCGCACAUCCUCCGUCUGCAUGAGAGGUUUGAGUUUCUGGACAAAGACAAAAGAGGACAGCUCAGUCCUCAGGAUUUCGGAGCACUGCCGGAGUUGGCCCUGAACCCCAUCGGAGACCGAAUCAUCGGUGCCUUUUUCUCUCCAGGUCACUUUCAACAGGAAACAGGAAACGUUUCCCUUUCCCCUCUCUCCAGACAGGAAACGGUGGACUUUGCCUCCUUCGUUCGGAUUCUGGCUCAUUUCCGUCCCACAGAAACAAACCGAACCAGAGAUGGAGCACAGCAGGAGCCGGUCAACAGCAAGACCAGAAAACUCAAAUUUGCUUUUCAGUUGUAUGAUCAGGACAGAGACGGAAAGAUUUCCAGAGCCGAGCUUCUUCAGGUGCUGCGGGCGAUGCUGGGGAUCCAGGUGACGGAAGAGCAGCUGCAGAGCAUCGCUGAGCGAGCUAUCCAGGAGGCUGACCUGGACAAAGAUGACGCCAUUUCCUUCGACGAGUUCAGGAAGUCACUGGAGAAAGUGGACAUCGAUCACAAGAUGAGUAUUCGCUUCUUAAGAUAAAGACACUGCUGAUGUUGAAAAGAAGGCAAUCGGAUGCUUGUUCUCUUUACUAAACUUGUUAGAGGAGAUAAAGAUUGAGACACAGCGUGUGAAAUGAUGUGGUGGCCUGGUGGAUUCGGUCAAAGAUUAAGAUAUCUUUUAAUUGGUAUAGAUACAUCGAAGGAGUCUAAUGUGAUCCUGCUACGAGUUGACACCAAAAAACAUCUGCAGCGCUGAAGCACAGGGCUGCAGAUGAAUAUGGAUGAUAAGAUGUUCAGAUAAGAGAAAGUAAUCAAUGAGGUGGGGCACACAGGUGGUGCAGGGCCCUACCAGCACAGAGACCUAGGAUUCAGUUUUGUAAGAGUUGAGGAGAAACUAAACCACUGGACAUACAACAACUAGAAAAGCAACUCAGAGUAGAGUAAGAGUAGAAGCAAGCUCUAUCUAACAAAACCAUGAAGCUAACUAUGGCUAAGUGAAUACCUUAAGAAUUAUAUUUUAGUGUGAUGAACAAAAGAACAGAUACAAGUCUGUACACACUGGCACUUGACAUCAAUUAAAACAAAUUAUCUUUUUCUUUCCAAAACAGUGCUCAAACAUUUAUCUGAUAGUAAUCAAUACUCCCAUAUGCAUUUUAAAUACAAACACAACUGUCAGUCUGGUGGGAGCUGGUGAGGGAUCAUGCAGUUGGCUGCCAGGUCUGAACAGCGGGAGGUAACGUAAACUAUUUGCAGUUGAUAUAUUAUUAGUAGAGGAUUACAGACUCAGUAGUUGGAGUCUGGCCGAUCACUUAAGCGUCUGUCAAGCAAAUAAAAUGAUCAGGGAGGAGAGAGGCCAAGGUGUCAUAACCACAUUUAUCUCCAGUUGAUGUUUAUAAAGAGGUGGUAUUCUGCUUUUUGCCUUUUCCCCUCUCCUUUAUUGAGUUUCUAUCUUUUUUGUGCAUGUAACAGGUUUGCAAAGUGAAAAAGCCCAAAGUGAGUUCCCAUCUCCCACA
Micropterus dolomieu (smallmouth bass) is the source of this 1678-nucleotide messenger RNA. RefSeq names its product calcineurin-like EF-hand protein 2 (gene chp2). The transcript has 7 exons. Bases 73 to 705 code for a protein of 210 amino acids. The record is from RefSeq and is a predicted model, not a curated record. Gene Ontology annotation, molecular function: calcium ion binding. Lineage: Eukaryota; Metazoa; Chordata; Actinopteri; Centrarchiformes; Centrarchidae.